Acomys russatus (golden spiny mouse) is the source of this 835-nucleotide messenger RNA. RefSeq names its product myelin protein zero like 3 (gene Mpzl3). The record is from RefSeq and is a predicted model, not a curated record. Gene Ontology annotation, cellular component: membrane. Bases 53 to 835 code for a protein of 260 amino acids. The transcript has 5 exons. Lineage: Eukaryota; Metazoa; Chordata; Mammalia; Rodentia; Muridae.
UGGUCCCCGGGAGGCGUAAAGAGGGCGUGCAAGUGUCGGUAGAGCUGUCGGGAUGCAGCAGCCGAGAGGAGCAGCUGUAGGCCGUGGCUGCGCUCUCUUUCCACUGCUGAGCAUCUUAGUCGUCCAGGGUGUACGCACUGUCCUUUCUUUGGAGAUAAGUGCAGAUGCUCACGUCCGAGGAUACGUUGGAGAAAAGAUCAAGUUGAAAUGCACCUUCAAGUCCUCUUCAGAGGUCACUGACAAACUGACCAUAGACUGGACGUACCGCCCUCCCAGCAGCAGCCGCACAGAAUCUAUUUUUCAUUAUCAGUCUUUCCAGUACCCAACUACAGCAGGCACAUUCAGAGACCGGAUUUCCUGGGCGGGCAAUGUCUACAAAGGGGAUGCAUCCAUAAGCAUCAGCAACCCCACUCUAAAGGACAACGGGACCUUCAGCUGUGCUGUGAAGAACCCUCCAGACGUGUACCACAAUAUCCCCCUAACAGAGCUUACGGUCACAGAAAGGGGUUUUGGCACCAUGCUGUCCUCUGUGGCUCUUCUCUCCAUCCUUGUCUUCAUCCCGUCGGCGGUUGUGGUCAUUCUGCUGCUGGUGAGAAUGGUGAGGAAGGCAACGGGGGCGAACAAGAGGAGCAGGUCUGGAUAUAAGAAGUCUUCCAUUGAAGUUUCCGAUGACACUGACCAGGAAGACAGCAAUGACUGCGUGGCAAGGUUUUGUGUCCGCUGUGCGGAGUGCCUGGUAAGUGCCCUGCGUGGUGUUUUCUCAUCUUCCUGCCUAUUUGAAGGGUCCUUUGCUCUCAAGAACAGCGCAACAUGCAAGCUAGUGCAGGGAGUAUGA